Molecule: messenger RNA, 878 nt
Organism: Tigriopus californicus
Lineage: Eukaryota; Metazoa; Arthropoda; Copepoda; Harpacticoida; Harpacticidae
Exons: 3
Coding region: 165-854 (229 amino acids)
Source: RefSeq, a predicted model, not a curated record
GUUUUGUACGUAAAGUGAGCAAUAGUUUUUGGCUUGGAUAUAGAAGAAAAUCACUAACGGGAUUAAAAAUUAACGGCAUAUUGACAUAAUUUCGAUCAGAAUGAGAGAACAAAAAUCGCCCCCAACAUGCCAUACUCAUCAGUUGAUAUAAAGUGGACAACAAAAUGCUUCUAAAACGUUGGUUUGUUGGCUCAAUUCUCGUCUCAUGUGUUUUUGGCGAUAACCUUUGUUUCGACCAAUUUUGCUUCAAUUUGAGGCCCCAGACCAUUGAUUUCACCUUACUGGCUGAGUGCGCUCGCGGUUUACAGCUUCUUGGCGUCAAAAAACUCACGCAUAUUGAUUAUUUCGAUUCAAAACUUUGCACCCUCCAACUCAGUGAUGCACAUGGCUUCAAUAAUAAAUCCGUGACUCUCAAAGGUCCUGAUUACCCAUGGCCCCCCUUUGUACUUGAAGAUGAAGCACAUAAUAUAAGAACCUAUGGAUCAAUGAACGCUUUCCAAGACGCAUGUGACGUCAGAGCCAGUGGCAACAUGUGGAUAACAGACAACCAGGAAAGAAAAUUUGUCUGGGACCUUGGAAUACUAUACAAAAUCACAAGUGUGCACUUUCGGAAUUCUAAGAACGACAAAUAUAAUGACAGGCAUAUCAUUGACUUCAAGGUGUCUCUUUCGCGAUAUUAUGGGAACUUGGUCAAUUGGAUUGAUGUCCUCAACGUCAAGGAUCUCCCUCAUCCGCUGCCUUGUGAUCCCAUGCGCCGAUAUGAUGUGAAUGAGACCCUUGCCAGAUAUGUCAAAUUUACGGCUUUAAAGUCCUUCAAAAGAGGAAGUGCUAUGUAUUAUUUUAGAGUAUAUUAAGAAAGCAAACAUAGAACAGUUGAU